Molecule: messenger RNA, 1216 nt
Organism: Selaginella moellendorffii
Lineage: Eukaryota; Viridiplantae; Streptophyta; Lycopodiopsida; Selaginellales; Selaginellaceae
Product: transmembrane protein 56-B
Exons: 7
Coding region: 310-1176 (288 amino acids)
Biological process (GO): lipid homeostasis
Cellular component (GO): membrane; endoplasmic reticulum
Source: RefSeq, a predicted model, not a curated record
AGUAAGGUGGGGCGAGAAUAAAAGAAGAAAGAAAAUGUGGCGGUCUCCCACUUCUACUUGUUCGUCUACGACGGUGGAAUCCCCGGCUGCGGCAGCGCCUGGAUCGCGAUUAAAAAAUUGGGCUCUCGCCGGAGCUUGGCAGAUCGUGAACAAGUCGCGCCCAUCUCCUCAUCCACGAUUAGCAGUUUCCAUAACCCUCUUUGCUACUACUACUUGAGAGAGAGAGAGAGAGAGUGAGAGGAGAGUGGAAGAGAUCUUGCAAUCUAUCGAUCGAUCGAGUUUCUCUCUGGAAGCUAGAAUUGGGCGGCGAUGGACAAGGCGGAGCUCUUCAAUCGGCAGAUGUGGGAGGUUUUUGGCGAGCGUGGGCGGUUGGCGGAGCCGCUGCUGUGGCUGGCGUCCAUAGCUGUGGGGAUCGUCUUUUGCAAAUCUGUGUACGACAACAUGGAAUCCAGCUUCUCGCAGAUCAAGGUGUACCGAGCCCUCGCGAGGCGGCAGCAAAUCGAGUGGAGCAACAGAGGAUUUUCAACCGCGCACGCGAUUGUUGUGUCCACCAUCGCCGCUUACCUUCUUGUGUACAGCGAUUUCUUCUCCGACGCUGCCCCGUACGGGCCCGUGGUCUUCCGUAGCACCAUCUUCUCUCAGGCUGUUCUUGGUUUCUCGAUCGGCUACUUCAUCGCGGAUCUCUCGAUGAUAAUUUGGUGCUAUCCGGAUCUUGGAGGAUGGGUUUACAUACUCCAUCACGGCCUUUCUAUCGCCUCGCUAGCUCUGGCUCUUCACAGUGGGUACGCGCACAUCUAUCUUUACUUGGUCCUCUUCUCGGAAUUCACUACUCCGUUCGUCAACUUGAGAUGGUACUUGAGCACUGCUGGCCAAAGUGGAUCAAACGCCUACCUCCUCAAUGGGAUCUUACUUUUCCUGACAUGGCUGAUCUUUCGAGUGCUGCUCUUUGUCUACUUCUUCACUCAUAUUUACCUCCAUUUUGAUCAGGUAAGCGUUUUGGUAAUUGUUGUUUUACUCGUUAUCUUGACAGGUGAGACAAAUGCACGAUGCUGGAUUUUAUUUCUUGUUUAUCGCGCCGCCUCUGCUGGCGUUGAUGAACCUGGUAUGGUUUCGAAAGAUUUCACUGGGUGUUGUCAAGGCUUUCAAGAAGAAACAAAAGUAAAUAUGAUAGUGUGAACAGCCCUUUGAAUUAACCUAGCAGUGUCCAUUUGAAUCA